Aspergillus bombycis is the source of this 870-nucleotide messenger RNA. RefSeq lists its product as uncharacterized. The transcript is spliced from 2 exons. The record is from RefSeq and is a predicted model, not a curated record. Lineage: Eukaryota; Fungi; Ascomycota; Eurotiomycetes; Eurotiales; Aspergillaceae. Bases 1 to 870 code for a protein of 289 amino acids. Gene Ontology annotation, molecular function: nucleic acid binding; 3'-5' exonuclease activity. Gene Ontology annotation, biological process: nucleobase-containing compound metabolic process.
AUGUCUACUAUCAUCAACGAUACUACAACCGACGAAGGUGCUACAGGAGCGAAUACUACAGCAAAAGCCGUGAUCAGAGCUGACAUAUCUGAGAUUACAAGUUCUCUCGCGAGGACAACGCUUCAAGCAAACCAGCCAUAUGUCUUUCUCAACACCGCUAUCAGUGUAGCUGAUGUUGUUGAAGAACUGUUCGAGUUACCGGCAGAUCCCCCAUCGUUGUAUCUUGACCUUGAAGGUACCAACCUCUCGCGGCAUGGAAGCAUCUCGAUACUUCAGAUUUUUGUUCUGCCUCACAACAGGACCUAUCUGAUUGAUAUUCAUACGCUGAAGGAGAAUGCCUUUGCGAAAGCAGCAAGCAAUGGUCAGACUCUUAAAAAACUUUUGGAAACGGAAUCUGUUCCAAAAGUCUUCUUUGACGUUCGCAAUGACUCUGAUGCCCUCUACAAUUGCUUUGGAAUUACGCUUGCUGGUGUGCAAGACCUUCAACUGAUGGAGCUUGCGACACGUAAUUUUUCGAAAAAAUAUGUCCAUGGCCUAGCAAAAUGUAUUGAGAAUGAUGCGCCUAUGACACUAUCAGAACGAAAUGCAUGGAAGCUUGGAAAAGAAAAAGGACUAAAGCUAUUUGCUCCAGAAUGUGGAGGUAGCUAUGAGGUAUUCAAUGUUCGCCCCCUUGCUCUGGAUAUCAUGCAGUACUGUGUACAAGAUGUCCAAUUUCUACCCAGGUUGUGGCAGAAGUACAAUCGAAAAUUGAGCCAGAGGUGGGCAGAAAAGGUCCAAGCAGAAGCCAAUGCCAGGAUCCUGGCUUCCAGAUCAGCUAGUUACAAUGGCAAAGGGAGACACAUGGCUCUGGCACCUCAAGGUUGGCACUAG